AGGGCACCGCUCCUUCUAAAAAAAUGGCGGCGUCUCGCUGAGUGUCGCGCGGCAUUGUGGGUAUCGUCGCCCGCCCCGGCUGUGCGCCCCCACGGCGGCGGCGGCGGCAGCAGCAGCAGUCGCCCUCUCGACCGCCGUCACGACGCCGCCGCCUCUCGCCUGCAAAGUUACUCGGCCUGCCCUGAGUUUAGCCCAUUCGUUGCAUGUUCUAACGUAGUUUUGAAAUCUAAAGUUACAUCGUCAGGCCGUGUUAUUGAUAACGAGUACGAGGCGGCGUGGGGUGACGGGGGGUUGGGGUUGGGGUUUACGUUGCGGCGUAUUGUGGUAAUUGCGGCCGCUGGCAAGAGCGUGCAGCCAUGGGGAAGGGAGACGAGGUGGUGAGGAUAGCGAAGAAGCUGGACAAGAUGGUGUCAAAGAAGAGCACGGCAGGAGCAUUGGAUCUUUUAAAGGAAUUGAAGUCCAUCCCGAUGACCCUUGACGUAUUACAGUCAACGAGGAUCGGGAUGUCUGUAAACGCUGUCCGAAAGCAGAGCUCCGAUGACGAGGUAACAUCUCUGGCCAAGUCACUCAUCAAGUCCUGGAAGAAGUUGCUUGAUGGUGCAGAUGGAGCCAAGUCAGGUGAAAAGGACAAAGGCCUCAGUACAACACCUCCACCGUCCUCCCAAGACUCAAUGGAUGGUGAAGAGGAGAGUUCCGGCAGUGGAGUGUGCAAGUCUGAGUCCGGGAAGUCACCCGGCACGCCUGUCGCUACGUGCUUCCCACGCGCACCUAUCACGGGCGACUCCGUGCGCAUGAAGUGUCGCGAGUUGAUCUCAGCUGCUCUCAAGACCAAUGAUGACUAUAACAUUUUUGGAACAGAUUGUGAAGAAGUGUCAGCACAAAUAGAAGAAUUCAUCUUCCAAGAGAUGAAGAACACAGACAUGAAGUACAAAAAUCGUGUCAGGAGCCGAAUCAGCAACCUCAAGGAUGUCAAAAACCCCGAGCUCCGCAAGAACGUCCUCUGUGGCAACAUCACGCCGGAAAAAAUUGCCAGGAUGACAGCAGAGGAGAUGGCGAGCGACGAGCUCAAGGAGAUCAGGAAGGCAAUGACGAAGGAGGCUAUCCGUGAGCACCAGAUGGCCAAGACCGGCGGCACCGUGUCCGACCUGUUCAGCUGUGGCAAAUGCAAGAAGAAGAACACCACCUACACGCAGGUUCAAACGCGAAGUGCUGAUGAGCCUAUGACCACUUUCGUCCUCUGCAAUGAGUGUGGAAACCGAUGGAAGUUCUGCUAAUUCCCGAUGGCCACGUGGGAGGAGAAAAAUCACUGCCAACGGAAAUUUGAGCAACAAAAUUGGCAUUUUCCAACGAUCCAACAUGUUGAUGAUGCACUGGAGAAAUCCAUCCUGUAUCACACGUCUAAAAGCCAAGGCUUAGUUAUCAUGGUUUAAUUUUUUAUAUGUAAUGAGCUGUUAAAAAACACAACUGAUAUUGGUUUUUAAAUACAGUAAUGUGACUAGCAUUUUUUUGUUUAGUACCUGAAAUAAAGCUUUUAACUGUUAACAGUU
Messenger RNA from Lethenteron reissneri (Far Eastern brook lamprey), 1547 nucleotides. RefSeq names its product transcription elongation factor A protein 1-like. Gene Ontology annotation, cellular component: nucleus. Gene Ontology annotation, molecular function: zinc ion binding; nucleic acid binding. Gene Ontology annotation, biological process: DNA-templated transcription; transcription elongation by RNA polymerase II. The record is from RefSeq and is a predicted model, not a curated record. NCBI's taxonomy places the organism in Eukaryota, Metazoa, Chordata, Hyperoartia, Petromyzontiformes, Petromyzontidae.